Molecule: messenger RNA, 1568 nt
Organism: Amphibalanus amphitrite
Lineage: Eukaryota; Metazoa; Arthropoda; Thecostraca; Balanomorpha; Balanidae
Exons: 2
Coding region: 23-622 (199 amino acids)
Source: RefSeq, a predicted model, not a curated record
GAGGCGGCAUCAUUCGCCAGCCAUGGAGCUCCAGAGCGCCGUCAAACUGCUGAUCGUCGGUCAGGCGCUGGCUCUGGCCGCCGCUGCCGUGGACAACUCUACGGAAACGGAAGAGCUGGUCUUCAACACCACGACGUACAGCGCCUCAGCUCCGAGUCCGGAGCUGUUCAAAGUUGGCGGCGACCGUAUCGACAUGGAGGCGGAGGGCUGCUUCAACUUCGGCAGCAUGCUGUGCUGCUACAACACGGCUGUGCCGGACAGCCUCACCGCCGCCCGCGUCUGCCAGCAGUUCUCCGGGGCGAGCUGCUGCUACCUGCUGCCGGGCCGCGACCAGUACCCGCGGCUGCCGGCGGACCUGGUGCCGCUGCUGCCGACUCUGACACAGAGCGGCCAGUGCGAGCAGCGCAGGCGCGGCCGGCGCGUGCUGCACUGCUGCCGCGGCGCCGAGCCCUCCGAUCCGAACCCCGACACUCAGGCGACGCGCAUCUGCACCGACGUGGCCGACAUGCGCUGCUGCUACCACCCGUUCGCCGGCAUCGACUUCGGCGUGGUGAUACGGGGUUCUACAGAGAACGGGGGCUCUGUCCUGGGCGUCAGCGUCAAGAGUGGGGCAGAGGAAUAGCAAGCGAUAUACAGGGCUUUACCUUAUGUGAUAAUUUUUUUCUGGUUAUCUCCGAGUGAUGGGCGUACCUAUAAAAUAACGGCUGUUUUUUUUUUAGUGUUUCAUCAGUGUUCAUUUCAUGAAGGCUCAACCUUUAUGGCAUUUCGACAAAUAAAAUGGAUAAAUAACGGCUUUUAUAUAGUAGGUACAUGAUAGUCGGUAUAUAUAUAGUCGUUACAUGAUAAAAGGCACGCCUACCAAGCGUCCCAUUCAAACUGAAUUGGACAAAAAGUAUAACUUGACAUCAAUUUUUAUUUUGUUGUGUUUACUUCGAUUUUUAAACGUUUUGAAGUGUUUCCCUCCUUUCAAUAGGUAUGCUAGAAACAUUUGUUGGGCAGGUGUAUAGUUAAAAACAUUAUAUUUUAAUUUCGAUUUAAUAUCUAAUGCUCAAAACAUCAUCCCAUGCGUACGCCGUGCAUGGUGCCCUAAGUUACAAAACACUCAUAUCCGAAAAAGACUUUUAUCCACAUGCCCUUGCUGCAUUCAAAUUAAGCUUUCUCAGCCUUUUUCGAUUGACACUCAAUUCCACAACAAUGCGGGUUCGGAGGCCGGUGACGGCAAACGGUGGAUAGUUGCGCCAUCUCCACAACGAAAGGCUGGUGCUGCGGUCUUUGGACUUCAUCGGCGGUGUCACCAGUUACUGACUGGCUCACUUUGUGACCGUGCUGAGGUAUGUAUGUACAUACCGGACCACCCUUCCCGCCGCUCGUCAGAGAGCUCGGUGGCAUUUGUAACGGCCUACAUACAUGACGGAGAGGAUGGGAUGGUCAAUGAGCCGAGAACGAGAGGGAGAACGGUGGUGGCGUAUUGGGCAUGUUGAGCCGAGCGAUGCAUGGACAGUGCAGAAGUAGUCUGUGAAAAUAGGAUGGAUCACUCGCAUCCCGGGAAAUAGAAAAAAGACAGGAGA